GCUCGGUGUUCGUGCACGCCUGUCCACUGGCCCCUCCCCCAAAGGCCCUUCAGUAUGCUGUUUCGCAGUCUGUUGUCAACGGCUGUCCUAGCCGUCUCGCUGUGCACGGAUAAUGCUUCGGCUGCUAAACAUGGUCGAUUUGGCCAAAAAGCUCGCGACGCCAUGAACAUCGCGAAGCGUUCCGCUAACGCCGUGAAACACUCGUUGAAGAUCCCUGUCGAGGACUAUCAGUUCUUGAACAACAAGACUAAGCCUUACCGCGUGGAAAGCCUGCCUGAUGUUCACUUCGAUCUGGGCGAGAUGUAUUCCGGCUUGGUCCCUAUUGAGACGGGCAACGUGUCACGGUCCCUUUUCUUUGUCUUCCAACCCACUAUUGGCGAGCCUGUGGAUGAGAUCACCAUCUGGCUGAAUGGUGGCCCUGGUUGCAGUUCCCUUGAGGCCUUCCUCCAGGAGAAUGGUAGAUUCGUGUGGCAGCCUGGAACCUACCAGCCUGUUGAGAACCCAUACUCGUGGGUGAAUCUCACCAAUGUUCUGUGGGUUGAUCAACCUGUGGGGACGGGAUUUUCUCUGGGAGUCCCAACGGCUACGUCCGAGGAGGAGAUUGCUGAAGACUUUGUGAAGUUCUUCAAGAACUGGCAGCAGAUCUUUGGGAUCAAAAACUUCAAGAUCUAUGUUACUGGAGAAAGUUAUGCGGGCCGUUAUGUUCCUUACAUAUCCGCUGCUUUCCUGGAUCAGAAUGAUACAGAACACUUCAACCUGAAAGGUGCACUGGCAUAUGAUCCCUGUAUUGGUCAGUUUGACUACGUGCAGGAGGAAGCACCUGUUGUUCCCUUUGUCCAGAAGAACAAUGCCCUCUUCAAUUUCAAUGCAAGCUUUUUGGCGGAACUAGAGAGCAUCCAUGAGCAAUGUGGAUACAAGGAUUUCAUCGACCAGUAUCUUGUCUUCCCAGCAUCCGGUGUCCAGCCACCAAAGGCUAUGAACUGGAGCGAUCCCACCUGUGAUGUUUAUGACAUCGUUAAUAACGCCGUCCUGGAUCCCAACCCGUGCUUCAACCCCUACGAAAUUAACGAGAUGUGCCCCAUUCUCUGGGACGUUCUUGGAUUCCCCACCGAAGUCGACUAUCUCCCUGCGGGCGCCAGCAUCUACUUUGACCGCGCUGAUGUUAAGCGUGCCAUGCACGCUCCUAACAUCACCUGGUCCGAGUGCUCGGUGGAGAGCGUCUUUGUCGGGGGCGACGGCGGUCCCGAGCAGGAGGGCGACUACUCGGCCAACCCCAUCGAGCAUGUCUUGCCGCAGGUCAUCGAAGGCACCAACCGAGUUCUGAUCGGUAACGGUGACUAUGACAUGGUCAUCCUUACCAACGGCACCCUUCUCUCGAUCCAGAACAUGACAUGGAAUGGAAAGCUUGGAUUCGACACGGCCCCCAGCACCCCCAUCAACAUCGACAUCCCUGACCUGAUGUACAAUGAAGUGUUCAUUGAGAACGGCUAUGACCCACAAGGUGGUCAGGGUGUCAUGGGCAUCCAGCACUAUGAGCGUGGUCUCAUGUGGGCUGAGACCUUCCAGAGCGGACAUAUGCAGCCCCAAUUCCAACCCAGAGUGUCAUACCGUCACCUUGAGUGGCUGCUUGGUCGGCGGGAUACCCUGUAAGGCGGGUAAGCUACCAGGGGGGACGAUGUCACGAUGAUAGUCAUAAGUUAUGAUUUGUAGAUACGUUGUAUGCGAAUGUACAUGAAGUGCUUUUACUGGCAGUUUCUUAAAGUAACAUCCACAGUAGAGUACUGACCUACUUGCCCUCUCUUUCCCUAUCUUUUCAACCUGAAGACCGGAAGAAUUGUAACUAAUAAGCAUAACGUAGCUGAUUUGAAGCACAACAUAACACACUCUACCCCUCGGCACUUCUACUUAUGACGCUAUUUGACUGCUAACUCGGGUUUUAAUCCUGAAGCUGCAGUCCAAUCGUACAUUAAACUCAAUGUGCCUUGCCCAAGAAACGAUAUUUGAC
Aspergillus welwitschiae is the source of this 2005-nucleotide messenger RNA. It is a transcript of the gene sxa2, whose product is annotated as putative pheromone processing carboxypeptidase (Sxa2). Gene Ontology annotation, biological process: proteolysis. The transcript has 4 exons. Gene Ontology annotation, molecular function: serine-type carboxypeptidase activity. NCBI's taxonomy places the organism in Eukaryota, Fungi, Ascomycota, Eurotiomycetes, Eurotiales, Aspergillaceae. The record is from RefSeq and is a predicted model, not a curated record. Bases 55 to 1650 code for a protein of 531 amino acids.